Molecule: messenger RNA, 1521 nt
Organism: Pocillopora meandrina
Lineage: Eukaryota; Metazoa; Cnidaria; Anthozoa; Scleractinia; Pocilloporidae
Source: the annotation of a GenBank genome assembly
AUGUUAGACUGCUUUUAUUACAUUCCAAUUCUAGAAACAUUGACAGUGUUGCUAAACAAAAAAAAGUCACGAGAGGAAGUUCUAAAACAACCACAGUAUAGAAAUGAUGGAAAACUUGGAGACUUUAUUGAUGGUGUUGUGUUUUCUAAUCAUGAGGUAUUUUCCAAUGAUGCACAGGCUCUACAAAUUAUCCUCUACUAUGAUGACUGUGACCUCUGUAACAGUGCUGGGAGUUGCGUGACCAAACAUAAAAUAGCAUUCUUCUAUUUUACCUUGGGAAAUUUUAGGCAGGAGGUACGCUCCAAACUGGAUGCCAUUUUCCUCUUAGCUGUUGUUAAAACUGCCCAUCUUAAGAAAUAUGGAUUCGAUGAAGUAUUGAAGCCUCUUCUGAAUGACUUGAAGAUACUUGAGGAUGGAUACUACUUCACUGUAGGCAACAGUAACAUUCCUAUUACGGGUGCUCUUUCAGUGUUUUGUGGUGAUACUCCAGCUUCUAACCUUGCCGGGGGCUUUAAAGAAGGUGUUUCACUUGCCAUGAAAUGUUGUAGGCAUUGUGAAGCCAAUCAAGAUGACAUUCAAAAAAUAGUCCAUGAAGAAGAAUGCAUUCUAAGAACUGAGGCUCGUUUAGCGAGUCAGUAUGAAAGGAUGGAAAACAAUCCAGCUCUCACAAAACAUUAUUCGGUGAACUAUGGUUUGGAUAGGAGAAGCAUUUUGAGUAAAAUUCCAGGAUUUAAAAUUACUGAACAAUUACCGCAAGAUUUGAUGCACAUCCUUCUGGAGGGUGUCAUACCAUAUGUUGUCAAAUGUAUGCUUCAGUAUUAUAUUGCUAAGGGUUCAAUAACUGUUGAUGUUAUAAACUCAUGGUUAAUGGAGUUCCGAUAUGGAUAUUCACAGGUCAAAGACAAACCAGAACCAAUUAAUCCUGAAUCUUUGACCGAUAAACCAGGAAAGCACAUUGCAAAAGAUGCUGCAAAGAUGUGGAUGCUUUUUCGAGUUCUGCCUUUUAUUCUCCAUGACAUCAUUGAUGAAAGUCACAAGCCCUUUAAAGUAUUUCAGCUACUUAUGAAAAUAUCCAGUCUACUGCUGGCUCCAGUAUUAAGCUGUGAAUCUGUCUCAUUACUACAGAGAAUGACUGCUAAAUUUCUGACAAAUUUUAAGAAUGUUUUCCAUAAGCAGAUAACUCCAAAAAUGCAUUACUUGGUCCACUGUCCAAGACUUAUGCUACUAUGUGGACCUUUAGUUAGACUUUGGAACAUGCGAUUUGAGGCAAAGCCCAAGGAUUUUAAAAGAAUUGCAAAAAAUGCAAGUUUUAUAAACAUAUCCCUUUCACUUGCAAAGAGUGAACAACGAUCAAUAAUGGCAAAGUUUGCCGACCCAGAUAGCCAUGGCCUAUUCAAUAACCUAGCAAAAGGGCCCUUGACACCCCUCACAGGGGAAAAGUAUAAUUUUGCCAAACAACAGUUUUGCCUGAUUUAUCAAGUUUCUGAUGAAUUGAUUGUUAACAUUUGCGACUGUAAAUGA